Molecule: messenger RNA, 4590 nt
Organism: Rhopilema esculentum
Lineage: Eukaryota; Metazoa; Cnidaria; Scyphozoa; Rhizostomeae; Rhizostomatidae
Product: adenosine receptor A3
Biological process (GO): G protein-coupled receptor signaling pathway
Cellular component (GO): membrane
Molecular function (GO): G protein-coupled receptor activity
Source: RefSeq, a predicted model, not a curated record
AAUAAAUUCUUAAUGUUGCUGACCCUGUUUUAACGUGAUGUUUACUUUCUUUUCAAGAGAAGCUAGCUUUCCAAUUUCCUGGUGUUUAGUAGCCUAGCUUACUGUACAUUCGCUGUUAUUUUUUGAAUGUAAUUGUUGUUUUUAUUUCAUGGUAGGGAUUAGUUUCAUGAAUUUGAUACUGCUUCGAGUCUUUAAAUUCAGUUGAAUGUUUCACACAUUAAAAUGAUUCUACCAACUCGGUUUCGCAAUAAGCUUGGCUGUGGAAUUAGCAUAACAGUGUUUGCUCACGCAUCACAAAAAGCAGUGACUGCCUGUUCUUCAAGGACUCACUUCGCCAGGGCAUAUAGUUUUCAGCUUUUCAUCGUCAUGAGGUUUUAUUUGUUUUCGAGUAUUUUCCCAUUAAACCAGAUGUCGAGUUUUUGUAAUCCCCAUAUCAUCAUCGAAAGUAAUUGUCAUGAAAUUGUGUGAUCAACCAUUUAAGAAUUACCUGAUCUGUAUUUUUAAUUUAAAAAUCCUCGUAAACUCCGCCCAGAAGGUAAAAAUCACUGAUAAACUGAUAACCCCUAUUCCAAUUUAUUCUUCGGCGGUGACUGUUUGUUUCUUGAUAUAUUCUACCCACUGUAACCCUGGAUAAAUUUGACAAAGAGGGAAGCUUGGAAGUUUCUUUUGUCUGUAUAUAGACGUUUACUCUUGGUUGCCAUGGCAACAAUAUUGAGGAAAUUUAAGGCAGUGCGCAAAGAGGUGAUUUGUUAGUUUUUCUUUGAUCAUUACUGACAAAGGGCUAAGGAUAAUGCGACAUUGUUAUUAAGAAGAAGCUCAUCUGCAGAAGUUUGCUGCACGUUGGUCUAUGUUCUUUAUUGGCUUCUGCCUUUUGUUUGGAGUACUAAGUGCUUGACAAGCGCUCGAGGCCAACUUUACCAGUUGGGAGUUUAUAUGUGACUCAACUUUACAACAUGCACAAGUAAAGAUCAAGACUGCCAAGUGUUCGUAAAAAUUUAUCUUGGAAUGGCUCGUUUUUGAUAAGGAGAUCAUUUGUGCGUGUUUUCUUCAGCCUGGAUUGUUGCAAAGCGGCUAGGAUUGCCUGUUUUUGAUCUAUCGAUUCAGCUCUGCUAAUAGUGCUAUCUCCAGCAUUCUUCUGGAAGCUUGAAAGUUGCAUCGGGAAUGUCUUACCAUCUUAAUUGGUCGGUGAUUACUUAAAAUAAUAUACUCUACGCUUUACUCAAGCAGUUAGCCGCAAAGGAAUACCAGGUGUUUUCAAAUCUCUCCGUCAAUUAUCUAUUGGAUGUUGGGAACAAUAACGUUCGGUUUUCCCAAAUCAGCUGCAGCUGAAGGUCAUUAACGGGUUGGCUUUUUACAGUUAUUUAUAAUACUUACAAACAUGUAUUUUCAGCUUUCUUCGAAAGGUUAAAAAUGGAAAAGUGCGAGAACAAUUUUGAGACUAUAUCGAACUUCGUUGGCGUGAUAUUUGGCAUUCUUAAUUCGUUGAUUUCCCUGCUGUCUUUGAUCGGGAAUUCCACGAUAUUUUACGUGUUCUUGAAAGAUCGUCGACUGCGCAAAUCUUCGAACUUGACUUUACUGUCGCUUGCCAUGACAGAUUUGUGUGGAGGCUUGUUGCAUGGACCUUUGUUUGUCCCGCAGUUGUUUGCACUGGAAAUGCGCCAUAAUUGCCCCUUCAACACGGUGCGAAGGUUCUUUUCCGCUUUUCUGACGGGUGCGUCUAUGAGCUGCAUCGCACUGGUCAGCUAUGAUCGUUACAUGCAUCUCUCGAAGGGCCAUCAAUACACCGCAUACAUGACGAUUCGCAAAACAGCACUCCUAAUUGUGUUAUGCUGGAUGUUGCCUGGUUUGAGCCCGCUUAUGAACUACAUCAGUAUCGGACAUGCCUUCUUCUCCAGUGUCAUUUUUAUUUAUACUUUUGUGAUGUUGUUCAUUAUUAUAAAAUCAUAUUUUACAAUUAUGAACAUUGUCAAAAAGAAAGAGCUGCAGUUGAAGCAGGCUAGAUCAAUGGCCAAGAAUAGUGGCACUGAUGCUGUAAGUGCGAGUCGGCUUCGGGCCGGACGAGCGAUCGCAAGCGUUAUUCUAUGCUUCAUUCUCUUCUACUCCCCGUUGGCUGUAUACCUUGCGCUGGUUGCUGUAAGUGGCUUAUCUGGCAAGGCCUUUCUGCAACAGGAACAUUUUGAUAUCAUCUAUAUUAUAAUAAUUACAGUAUCUCUUACUAAUACCAUCAUCAAUCCGUUCAUAUACUAUUACCGCAUUCCCGGCUUCAAAGAAACGUUGCUGCGGCGUUUGGGUAUUGCAAGAGUCCGCCCUAGUGCCAGCCUAUCAUUGCGGGUUUUAGAAUCCAAUUCAUAAUCGUCGUGCCUGUUCUAAAUUGUCACUCCUAUAUCGCUUGUUUAUCGUCAAUUUAUUUUAUCUUAUAAGUUUAAAAGUCUAUGGUAAGGCGAAUAACACAGUGCAAAGAGAACUGCUGCGAAAACUUGCCAAAGAAGCAAGAAAUAUAUUGUUUACUUUGGGCACUUACUCGAAGGGAAAGCCUCUGAUUCAUCAUUUCAAAACAAUGCAGUUUUGCAAUUAAAGCUACAUGUUUAGAUUUUCUGUUCAGCGACCAAGCCAGCUCUGUUCGAGCUUAUCUGUUAAACAUAGCACGGUGUGAUUUGGUUGUUAUGAUUGGAUAAAUCCUUUCUAAAGCCAUAAAUUUUGGCGCUUGGUUGAGAACGAUCACUUUGUCAUGACCCAACCAUCAUGUCCCGCUGGACUCUCUUUGGCUAAGAACACAGAAAUCAAAUAACGAAAUUUUUUUCUCGCAAUACAUCCGCCAAUUUUAGAUUGGAAGGCGUCAUGGCUGGUUGUUAAAAAGUUCCUUAAAAACGUAUGGAAUCUUACAGUCCUUGCGGAUGAAUGCUCAAGGGGAAUGAUCCUUGAUAUGGUUUCUACUGAAAAGCGAGAUGAUAUUCAUUUUCUUUGUAUUUACACUACGCAUUGACAAGGCCCUGAUUUUGAUCGAGCAAAAUGCAGGAAAAUAACGAAACCAACGCUUUUCCUUCCGCAGCAAUUAUCUAUUUCCUUCCAGGCUUUUUUUAUAAAAUGCGGUCGAUUUGUCUUUAACGUAGACUGAAAAUCAAUAUUUUAGUUUCGAAACUGGUAGAUUGGUUUAUUCAACAGGAAGAGAUGAAAUUAUUUAUUAUGAUAAAUGAAACUAUGUUUAUAAAUUUCCUAGUUGUUUUCUUUGGUUUUUUCUUUUGAAAGCCGCUGUAUGCAAAACUUUCAAUUCCAUUUUGAGAAGAUUGCUCAAUAUGAAUAUUUAAAGAGACCUGAUAAUGAUUGAUAAAGAGGAAUUGUUACUGUUCCUAAUGUUAAAGAUUUGAAAGGCAUAUAUUGGUCUGAUGUAAACAGAAUUUGAUACCUAGCUGCGUUUGCGCUAAUCUCGGCUUCUUUUUGAAGCAGGGCUGCAGAAGUUAUUGGAAACUGAAAACAAGGUUCCGAAAAGUAAUUAAAGUUGGAGAAAGUUUUUCCAAAGUAAAAAAUUUUACCAGCAAAAAAAGAAAAUUAAUUUAGAUAAAGUAAGAACAUUUGAUAGCUACAGCAUCUUUUACAAUACAAAUGGUUUUUUUCUACUUCCCUUCAAAUAAAAAUGACCUAGUUAAUUUUGAUACAAGUACAAACAAUUGUGUGGAAUUGGUCGGGAUUAGAAGUGAUUAGAUGGGAUUAUAGAGUAAUUUUAUUGCUGAGUGCCUACAAAUGUUUUCAAACAUUCUUCUGACAAUCCGUAUGAUAUUUGCAUCAUUAGGAGACUUUGGGCAAGAACAAUCUGUAUGCAAGUUGAAUUAUGGUAUAAUACGUUCAUUUCCAGUAAACAUUCCCCUUUUAAUAUUCUUCUUUGCCAUAGACUUUGUCCUGAAAACUUUCCCCUUUUCAAUAGGUUCCCAAUAACAAACAAUUUUUUUGCAAACUUGUUCGGUGAGGUCCCCGCUGAGUUUCGGACUCAAACACAAAAUCUCCUCCUUAAUCUAAAAUGCUUAACCCAAAUGAACCCUACUGGUACAAUUCCAACAGGAAUGUGACCAUUUUGAGCGUCCCCAUGAAAACACAGUUUUUGAUGCCGUUUUUGUAUCAACAUAUAACUGGUUACAGUCAGGUAAACUCUUUUAGUUGCUGAGCACCUUAAGCAUAUUUGACAAACGCAGUCCAAAAUGCAAUGGAUUAGCUUUGUGCUUGGCAACCAUGAUCAGCAUUCACUCUGUUGUUUGAUUUUUCAACUUUCUUUGAAGGUUUUGAUAGCUUAAAAGAUGGAAUUGGGUCGUUUUAACAUAUAAGUCGGCCAUAUAAAACGACACAAAGCUUUUGAUGCGCCAAUGAGCAAAAGUUUUAUUUCUUAUUAAAAAAUACACUAUAAAGCAAAAACUGUUACAUUAAAUAAAUUUUAUUUCUUUUAGUUGAUUUCAAUGUUGCAAGGUCGUUUGAUUAUUGGCUAUCCACAAUUUACAAUGAUUUAGAAAUAAUUUUAAUUUUCUGUCUUCAGCAAUUAGUUUAGUUUCUACUUUUUACGAUCCCUCUUCUGCGUUUUGAAAUGAUCAUCACUGCUUUGUCUUU